Molecule: messenger RNA, 3843 nt
Organism: Gasterosteus aculeatus aculeatus (three-spined stickleback)
Lineage: Eukaryota; Metazoa; Chordata; Actinopteri; Perciformes; Gasterosteidae
Source: RefSeq, a predicted model, not a curated record
GACGUACAUCUUAAAUAUUUUAGAGAUAACUGUAGAUUUCAAUUUCAUAACGGGGAGCUUAACUUGUUUGAUACUUUUCCUUUUGAAAAAGGAUAAUGGGAGGAGAUGUUAUAAGGGGAAAGCCUCUAAACGCAAUAAUCUUACAACAGAUAUCAGUUCGUAAGUAAAUUAAUUUUAUGGAGAAUAUAAUAGAUGGGACUUAAAUGAGACAUUUUACUGUUAUCAAAAUUUGAGAUUCAUUCAAGCUCUGAUGCAACAUAAGUUAAAAACGUACAAUCUUUAGAUACACCGUUUUUCCCAAUCACAGAUGUAGCCUAAUGAGCAUAAGAUGUUGUUUGCAAGACAUAGUCAAACUUUUAAAUGGAGCUGAAAUUGAAUCUGAAAAUGUUGACUGAGAACAAUAUUAUGUAGUAUCAUCUAAGCAGCCAUAAAAUAUAGGCUUUAAUGGCUGCUAUUCUGUUGGCUAUCGGUUGGAAGUGGGCUUUAUGCGGGUUACAGUUUUCAAACUAGAAUAGCUAUUGUCACUUAACUUUUAAUAGGAAGUCAUGUCAAAGAUUUCUCUUUAUUUUAUUUUGCCUGGGAACAAGUCGCUUUUAUUCUGAAGGGCGGAAGUGGGUCGUAGUUCGAACUGGGGGGAAAAAAAUACUCUGAAUGUUCGGCAGGAUUUAGAAGGAGUGUUAUGAAGCCAGGCUAGAUGAUGGGUGCCUAUAAAUGAAGGAGUUUCUACAAGACGGGGCAGGCUGAUCAGUUACCAACAGCAUACGUGUCUGGGAAAGACAAAAUGAAUGGUGAAGAAAACGUGAGGAAGGACACACCGUUCAACAGUAGCAGAUUAUGUCAGCGAUCAAGGUUGCCCUGCAGCAGAGCCAGAAGAAGGGCAAAAGGAAACCCUCUGAAGAAAUGUCUGCAGAUGUGUCACCCGACUCCAAAUGUCCUAUCUGUUUGGACCAAUUCAACAACAUUUCCUACCUGGACGUCUGCCUUCACAAGUUCUGUUUCAGGUGUAUUCACGAGUGGUCCAAAAACAAAGCCGAGUGCCCCCUAUGCAAACAGUCCUUUAAUUCUAUCUAUCACAGUAUAAAUUCAGAGCAGGAUUUUAAGAAGUACGACCUGCAACCGGUGGAGAAUGCCUCCUUUGGGACUUUUGGCGGCGUGCGGUUUAGAUACCGCACAACUCUUACCGGAGUCCAUCGACAGAUGCGGGGUCGGACCUCUCCACCUCCAGACAAUGGAGUCAUGUUUGAAGCCUCCUCAAACCCUCCACAACAACCGCAGGACCGCUACAUCCGGCGGGUGAUGAUGAGGUUGGCGGCCAAGAGGAGGGCCGCGAGUGAAGGCAGGGCAGUGAACAGCCUCAGAGAGCAGGAAAUGGUCAACUUCAGGAGGGAACUGUACCGACAGGGCGUGAAGAUUCGGAGUGUCCGGGAUGGUGGCCGCUCCCGCGACACCUCGGCUGAGUUCUUCCAAAGAAAUCCUGCCUGCCUGCACCGACUGAUCCCCUGGCUGAAAAGAGAACUGGUUGUGUUGUACGGCGCCCACGGCUCUUUGGUCAACAUCGUUCAACACAUCAUCAUGUCGCGCAUCACACGUUACGAUAUGGAGGAUGGAGCUAUUCAGGAGGAGCUGAGGCCGUUCCUCCAGGGGCGCACAGAGCACUUCCUGCACGAAUUCAUCAGCUUUGCAAAGUGUCCUUUCAAUAUGGAGGCCUACGACCAGCAUGCCGUCUAUGACUGCCCAGCCGCGUCCUCCAACGAAGACAGCAGUGCCAGUUCGUCUGUGAUCGCCAUCUCAGAGGAUGAGGAAUACUCGGCAGAGUCAAACCCUCCCGGAGACCCCGCGUCUUCGCUCAGCCACUCUUUGUGGGAUGAUGAGACGCCGGGGCCAUCGUAUUCUACGACGGCAGAGCAGGCCAGGGCAGAGUGCCUCUCAGUCCUUGACUUGGACUCCGACAGCAGUUUGGAGGAGGAGACGCGUGAGUUUGGGGCCUCUCCGCAAGAAAUGAGUCCCCAUAACCUCACAGAGGAGACUCGGGGUCCGUUUGAAAACGAAGAGUCUCCGCCGUAUGACAGCGAUGACUGUGUCAUUAUAAGUGUCGUUAAGCCGACAGCUGACAGGACCCCUGAGCUGGUUCAGCUGUCCUCCGACUCUGACGAGUCUGCCAGUGAAGAUAUUAAGGCAGUGCCUCUUCUACCUCAACACAUCCGCUUCUCUAGCCUCAGUCCAGUGGCUUCCCAGAGUAGUGAUCCAAGUGGCGCAGGACAGUCAGAAAAUGUAGAAACAGACCUAUAUCAUAAGUUGGAUUCACAAACAAGGUGUAGCUCUUUGACAUCUAGCAGACACAAGAGAUCCGGCAAGUCGGACCGAAAAGAAAGAUCCAGGGAGGACAAAGACCGUAGGAGAAAGAGGAGGUCAAGAAGUGCAGAGCGCGCACACUCCAGCAGGAGCCCGGUGAUCUCUCACAGCAGCGUCAGCAAACUGUCCAGAGAAAGAAGUCAUUCCUACUCCAGUGGCAGAAACGACUCCAAAUGUGGCGCUGAUUACAGCAGGCGGUACAGCGUUAAUACCCAUCACUCAUACAGGCGUUACAGCCCAGAGAGAAGUGAUAGCGGGAUGCAUUACACAGAGACGCGGUCUUACUAUUACAGCAGCCGCGAGUACCCCGACCGUCGCCCUCGCUCCCGGAGCCGCAGCAGGGACCGGCGUAACCGCGACACGAGGCCUUCUCCUUCUCGGACUUAUUCCAGCAGUCGCUCCCCUUCGACGAAACGGCGAUCUCACAACAAGCCUGGCGGGAAAAGGAAAUACAAAACAAGACAUUUGGAGGAAACGUCCAAAAACACUAAUUCAAAUGCCGACGGCAACGCCCCCAUUUUAUCUACAAAACACAAGAAGAAGAGCCGGAAAAGGUCCAAAGACAGGUCGAUGAAGACGAGCAGGAGCCUCAGCGUGGAGCUCGUCAAUGAUGAAAACGGUCAUGAGCGAAGCAAGCGUCACCACAAGAAAAAGAAAAAACACAAGAAGAAAAGCAAAAGGCACAAGAGUAGCGAACGCACGGGGCAGCACUCGCCCUCCGUCAUCACCAUCGAGAGUGACGGCGAUUAUUCUGCAGAUGACAAUGGCAACCAGGCCUGCAGCACUGAGAAGGACGACCCUGUCCACAGUACCACUGAGGACCCAGUUGGCCCCGCCCCCCCACAUUCUAUGGAUUAGUUUUAUGGAAUUUUAGAUUCCUGAUAGUCCGGAAACAAUGGUCAAUAUGUUGGAAGUCAGCAGACCUGGGAGGGUAAAUAAAAACAUCUUGAAAUGCCACGCAAAUGGUUUCGAUGGUGACUUUGCAUCGUGGAAAACAUGACUUUGCUAACACCUAACAUAAAAUUUUAUUUAAUGUGCAAAGUGCCACGUGCCACUAUGAACAAAGCUGGAUGGACUGCUAUUGUGGUUUGCACAUAUUUUAAGUGUCAAUUCUCAUUCAGGAAAGUAAUUUUCUCCAAUAGAUGUAUUUCAUUUCUACGGUGCUCUCAGGGAUGAUAUUGAUUACAGUGUUUUUUUUGUGAUCAUAAUUCUGCUUACUUCUUGAGACAAAAUCUCUAUCUGCUACAGAUAGAAUGCUACACACAUACUAGAGUAGCACUUAUGCGCAGAUGGUGUUUGGAUUUCUAAUGAUCUCAUUUGUAGUGAAUUUUAUUUAAAAUAAAUUGUAAUUAGGAACUUUGUGUGCUGUUAUAGUACAUUUAUUUGCAUAAAUUUGAAGCCUAAAUAAGAGUGAUCAUAAUCCUGCACGGAUUCUGACCCCAAACCUCUUAAUUGGUUCCUGUACUCGAAAUAAACCUACAUCGGCUGCUC